AUCUUGUCCUUGUUUCAGAUUCCACUAGCAAAAUGAAUUUUACAGCUGCAAAACUCGACAAGGUUUCGGCGAGUUCCUACCAGACACUCAGGGCACCGUUCUCUCGCGAAGAUCAGCUCAACGAAGAUCUCCAUGAGAUUCCACCAAGCCAUGUCGACAGAGAGCAGCACUUGCCUGGCCAUCCGCGGAUCUCACUACGCAACGUCCCACUCUCGACGUCCUUUCUAGAGCGCAAACUGUGCUCAGAGGAGCUGGAUAGAAUGGCACCUCACCUCUGGAUGAUGUCGCUUCAUUCAAGCACCAACAUCUCGCCGCUGCAUCGGCAACUUGUCAAGGGACGUGACAUCGUUAUAACCGAGGAUCCAAUGCUGCAUCUAGUGUGGCUGCCAGAUCGGAUCUACGUCAAGCCACUCCCAGCAUAUCUCCUUUCCUUCGUCUUCUGGGACCACUAUCUCCUAGGUCGCUCUUCGCCACUCACACAAAGAAGCCGCGAUCGGAUUCGCGAAGCAGCACUCGGCUAUCUGCGGACCUGGUCCUACCUUGUCCGCCACGAGUCCGAUCUGUUUCUGGCGCAAAAGUUCCAUCUCAUCCCUUCCUCCAUAUCCUGGGCCCAGUUCUGCGCCUUCACAUCCCUCUUCGAUGCCAUUGCCGACGCUGACGUGUCGAAGCGAUAUGCUUUCGGCGAGCUGCGCCUUACCCGCCUCAAUCUGUACUGCAAAUUGUUUCUCGGUAAGAUGCGCCUCCACCGGUUUCCAGCUACAACAUACGGCACGUAUUUUUCACGCUUCAAGACGCCGUUCCUGUUCGUCUUUGCCGUCUUAUCAGUUGUUCUCAACGCGGUACAGGUCGGUCUAGCGGUGGAGCCUCUGACCGCAAGACAGUGGCCCGGAAUUUGGACCAUGGGGCGGGUGCUCAUGGUCUUGACUCUGUGCUGUUCUUUGACAUUGACAGUGUUUCUAGGUGUGCUCUUCAUGCUUAGAUUCGGUUUGGAAUGGCGCCAUGCAAUCUUAGACGAGAUAUACAGACGACGAACGAGGGUGGGCAUGAAAAAGAACAGUAUCGCUGGCGACGCAGUAUAA
Molecule: messenger RNA, 1079 nt
Organism: Exophiala oligosperma
Lineage: Eukaryota; Fungi; Ascomycota; Eurotiomycetes; Chaetothyriales; Herpotrichiellaceae
Exons: 2
Coding region: 33-1079 (348 amino acids)
Source: RefSeq, a predicted model, not a curated record